Patiria miniata (bat star) is the source of this 5241-nucleotide messenger RNA. Its product is annotated as hyalin-like. The record is from RefSeq and is a predicted model, not a curated record. The transcript is spliced from 27 exons. NCBI's taxonomy places the organism in Eukaryota, Metazoa, Echinodermata, Asteroidea, Valvatida, Asterinidae. Gene Ontology annotation, molecular function: calcium ion binding. The coding region runs from base 1 to 5049 and encodes 1682 amino acids.
AUGGGGCUCAAACGAGGACUGUGCGCCAUGAUGCUAUUGGCGCUAUGUAUAAUGUCUGUUCAAGGGACAGCACCAACUUUUGUCAAUGACCCCUGUGCUGAUGAGAUCAUUACACAACCGGACGAGGGGAUGAACGAUGCUACGGUGUACUGGGCUAUCCCACUUGCUAAAGUAGGUGACACACCGGCAGCAGUGACAUGUGACAGAAUGCCUGGAGAGAAAUAUGCCGGAGGAAACAACGAUGUCACUUGCACAGCAAAAGAUGUAGAUACUCCAGCUGAUAUGACAACAUGUACAUUUCAAGUUCGUGUGUUCCCAACAUUCGAGAGGGCCUGCCCUGCGGAUUUCCCGUCCGCAACUGGUGAUGGGGUGACAUUUGACGAGCCUUUAACAAACGUCGACACAGAUGGCACCACAAAGCCUACAGUUACUUGUGAUAACCCAGUUACGUUCCCUGCUGGUCCAACAACCGUUACAUGUGAAGCUACAGGUACUGAGUCACGGAAGGUUUCAUGUUCCUUUGAAGUGACAAUUGGAACACUGCCAACCUUUACUGAUCAGGGUUCAUGUGCUGAUUCAAAAAUCGACACUGCACCAGACGCCGGUGAAAACACCGCAACUGUGACCUGGACUGAGCCCACUGCCUCAGCAGGAGCAUCUAUUACUUGUGACCACUCUACUCCUGCUGUUUUUAAAGGUGGGGAUACCACUGUGACAUGUGAAGCUGCGGACAACACUGAAUCAAGACUCUUUAUCAGCUGUAGCUUUGAUGUCAAAGUGUAUCCAACAUUUGAGACUGGUUGCCCAGAUAAUAUGGUGGUUGCAAAUGGUGCUUCCCCCACUUUCACAACGCCUGCAGUAAACGCUGAUUCAACUGGAGCUGCAGUAACAGCUUCCUGUAGUCCUCCUUCUGGGGGUCCCGGUUUCACUGAUGACCUAGCAAACGAUGUAACUUGUACUGCUCAGGAUGGUACUUUGACUUCACAAAAAGCCACUUGUACCUUCAAAGUAACACUUGGAACUACGCCAGUAUUUACUGCCGAAGGGUCAUGUGCUGCUCCUGGUACAAUUGACGUUUUACCAGACACUGGUAAAAUGACAGCAACAGGUAUUACGUGGGUAACACCAACUGCAGGUGUGGAUGUGAAUUGUAUCCCUGAUCCCGACACCGCAACGUUCGUGGGUGGUGAGACUGACGUAACUUGCACAAUAGCGGAUGCUUCAACACCAACACUCAUCAAUACGUGUACAUUCAAAGUCCGCGUCUUUCCACAAUUUGCAGAGAACUCUUGUGGAGAGGAUGUUAUACGAUCACCGGACCCCAAUGAUUAUAAAGCAACAUAUGCUUGGAUUAAUUCUGCUAUCAAGAUGGAUGGUGCCGCUGCUACAGUGGCUUGCCAGCAAGCAUCUGGAUCUAAGUUCGGCGGAGGAGAAAAUGAUGUGACAUGCACAGCCACGCAAGCUGCUAAUGAAGUAUCUACCUGUAAAUUCAAGGUUACAGUAUGGCCAAAGUUAGAUGGAGCAGUAGCGGAUAUGACACAAGCGCCCGAUGCAGGAUCAAAUAAAGUGGCAAGUGUGACCUGGACCCCACCCAGUGUAACUGACCCCGGUGGAGCUACUGUUACAGUCACAUGUACACCUGAGCUUGGUACAUCAUUUGUCGGAGGUUCCACUCCUGUUGAGUGUUACGGUGAAGAUCCAACUUCAAAACUCAGAGCCGUCAAUCAGUUCAGUGUCAACAUUUGGCCAAACAUGCCUGACAGUCAGUUAGUGCUGGAUAUCAAACGAGCGCCUGAUCUGGGGAAAAACGUAGCAACAAAUGUUGUGUGGGAUACACCAACUGCAACGGAUUCUGACGGAGAUCCACUUACAGCCACUUGCACCAAAGCGUCAGGAUCGGACUUUAGCGGCGGUGCACAUGAUGUUGAGUGUGUGGCUACUGAUCCCCUUGGAGCAACCUUCAAAGCCACAAGUCAAUUCAAGGUUGAAGUUUGGCCAAACAUGCCUGACAGUGAGUUAGUGCAGGAUAUCAAUCGAGCGCCUGAUCAGGGGAAAAACGUAGCGACAAAUGUUGAGUGGGUUGCACCGGCUGUAACCGGUUCUAACGGAGAUCCAGUUCCAGUCACUUGCACCCCAGCGUCAGGAUUGGAGUUUAUCGGCGGUGCACAUGAUGUCUCGUGUGUGGCUACUGAUCCCCUUGGAGCACCCUACAAAGCCACAAAUCAAUUCAAGGUUAAAGUUUUUCCAACAUUUGCGACGGUUUGUGUUGACUUCCCACCUGUGGCUCCGGAAACUGGGACAACAACUGUAGUUGAAUAUGUCAAACCCAUUGGAGCACCUGAUUCAACGACCACUAAUGCAGUUGUCACCUGUGUCCCCGAAACGGGUACCGCCUUUUUAAAUGACAAGGAAACUGUUGUCACAUGCUUCGCAGUCGAUUCCGAUACUGAAAAGUUUCCAACCAAGGCUACUUGCAGCUUGAAAGUGACGGUCGGUACAGCUCCUACAUUCGUUGCCAAUAAGGGGUGUCUAGCAGAGAAAAUGACUGGACCCACCGCCGGCAAAAACGUUGCAGAGGGAGUUACUUGGACCACCCCGGAAGCCACGCAAAGUGAUGGGGAAGCGGCAACAGUAACCUGCGAACCGCCAAGCGGCUCUGACUUCAAUGGCGGAUCGACGCCGGUCACGUGUACGGCGGUGGACACUCGUAUGCCAAACUUGAAAACAGAAUGCAGCUUCAACGUCUAUGUCUUUCCAACAUUUGAUGGUACCUGUGAUGACCAAUUUGCAACCCCAACAAGUGGAAAUACUAAUGUCAAUUACAACGUACCAGUUGGAGCUCUCGAUUCGACAAAUACCAGAGCAGCAGUGACAUGCAACCCUGCCAGUGGUUCCAGCUUCCCCGAUAACGUAGCAACCGAAGUAAAAUGCGAGGCCACCGAUUCUGAUACCAGUUACGAAGAAAAGGCUACGUGCUCCUUUAAUGUGCUAGUCUCUGCAGCUCCAACAUUUGAUAACGACCCAGCGUGUCCAGCAGACGAGGCAGUUAGCCCUGGUGCUACUGGUUUUAAUAAAGCCGUUGCCACCUGGACAGAUCCUCCAGCGAGACAAGGCGACGGGACUGCAACCGCAUUAGUCACAUGUGACCCACCUAGGGGCUCAACAUUUGGCGCUGGCGAUACCACCGUUACAUGUACAGCAGAAGACCCCCGCUCGUCAAGUCUCACAACUACAUGCGACUUCAAAGUCCGAGUCUAUCCGACAUUUGCGAGUGGUUGUGAAGACAUAGAGGUCGAUAAAGGAGCCACUGGAACGGAAACAACAGUCGAUUAUGUCCCACCGGUCGGAGGCACUGAUUCCUUAGGAACUAAUCUAGUAGGCAUUUCUUGCGAUCCAAACACCGGUGACGCCUUUCCGAAUGACCAGGCAACUGAAGUAACAUGCAAUGCAACAGAUGUGGCACCCGACACAUUUCCAGAUGCUACGUGUACUUUUAAAGUUAAAGUCGGUACAGCCCCAACUUUCAACAAAGGGUGCCCCAGCAACAUAGUUGUAGCCCCAGAUGCGUCGGGAGAAGCUGUGGUGACCUGGGAAAAGGUUACUGGUGGCAGCCCAGCAACGGUCCAAUGUGACCAUAAGAGUGGAGAUACUUUCAACGAAACAGAAACACUGGUGAUUUGCACGGCUACGGACGCUGGGAGCGAACGCACCAGCCAGUGCACCUUUAAAGUUAUCCUUGAUUCCGUUGCACCCGUAAUCCUGUGCCCACCAACUCCAGCAAACGCUGAUGCGGUGACUGGAACUAAUAAGGCUCCUGUUGAAUGGACCGACCCAACCGUGGGUUACGAUGAUGGCGACCAGACCAGACCUGUCAACGUCACUUGCAUACCCAAAUCAGGAUCCUCGUUUGUGUACGGGAAGACGGCCGUUUACUGCUCGGCCAUUGAUUUUGUUGGCAAUGUUGGAGAGUGCUCAUUUGAUGUCACCGUCACAGGUAAAGCUUGUGACCCAGUGUGCGCGGGUGAAUCUGACUGUAUGUUAGAUGAUGUUGGCGCCGCCAGCUGCGUCUGUCGAGACGGUUACAGCUCAGCCACCAAUGACGGCGCAGAUUGUGCAAAUGUGGAUGAGUGUGCAGCUGCAACCUCUCCAUGCCACGAAAACGCUGACUGCACAGACUUGACCCCAAGUUUUACCUGUGCUUGCAAAGAAGAUUUCUAUGGCGAUGGGAUUUUCAGUUGCAGUCCGUACCAAGAUGAGUAUCCGGACAUUGCCGUUCCAGUGGAUAAGGUAUUCCAGGUGGAGUUAUCCAUUGCAGACGCUUCAGGUGCAGACUGUGACCCCGUCACGGACAAAGAAUCAGAUGCGUGUGUCGCACUUGUCAAUACUUUCAAGUUGUUUGUUACGCCAUCUUACAGCGGUCUGUCAAACAGCUUUAAAGAAGUUGUCGUGGAUCAGUCCCAAAUCAGGAAAGGCAGUGUGAUCGUUCCACACACGGUCAGCUAUGAUUACGGAACAGCAACGACUGAAAUCCGUGCAUUACAGCCGCAGCAAUUUUUCGCAGACACGGUGAAAAAACAGGUUGAAGCAGGCAGGAUAGGCAGCUUAGAGAUGGUACCAGACUUCGAAAGUGUAAAAGAUACCACCAAUUUCUGCACUGAAGAGAUUAAGAACGCAAUGCAGUGCAACAACAAACUGUCGGUCUACGAGGACAAAACAGACGACGGUUGCCAGUUGAAGUGCAGCUCACGAUGCAGCACUGACGCCGUUUAUUGCAAUGGGGGAACAUGUACGCACGAUAACGCCGCAGGGGAAAUUUGCAGUAGCUGCCCGGAUGGUAAGGAGGGUGCCCUAUGCGAGGAGGAUUCAAUCAACAUCCCUCUGAUUGUGGGCCUGUCUGUGGGUCUAGGAGGCGGAGGCCUGUUGAUCAUCAUCGGCCUCAUCGUCUACUUCAUGUGCUGCAGAAACAAGGAAGGCAAAGCGACUGUGACAGCCGCAGGGGACGAAGAAGGUGGGCAUUCAAAUAACGCGUUGGCCUUGGACGACAGAUAAAUCAUGUAAGUGUGAUGGAGAAAAUAUGCAAAGCAAGUGGAAGUGAUUUCAUGAACUCAAUGCUGAUUUCGUCAGUUCUUCGACACACUUAAAGCUACAGUCCAUCAUUUGUAAUUUGUGCAUUUUGUUCGUUUGAAGCAACAAAAGUGCUCCAAAAUCUAAUGAAGGAUACUGAACAACUAACCUGAUGAA